UGAACUACUACAAUCUGGCAUCGCUGCUUUGGUUGAUAUUUGAGUAUUUUGAAAAUUAUAGGUAAUAAACAGUGAUAGAGCUAAAAACAUUUAAAUUGAAUUAUGGUUAAAACUAUGGUCUCUGAAAGUGAAAAGUGGUUAUGUUUCCCGGGUCAACGAUUGUGUGCAAUAACAGAAAACACGGUUGGUGGAGAAGGUACAUAUGAAAAAUUCGGAUACUUACAUGCGAGUUUGUCCGGAGUAGUUAGAAUUCGUAAGCGGCAUAAGGAUAAUUAUAUCACGGUUGCGUCUUUUGGCAGUAAAACCGUUGUUCCGGUUGUUGGAGAUGUUGUCACUGCGAAAAUUACUGUUAUCAACCAACGAUUAGCAAAGUGUUCGAUCAUCUGCAUAGGUAAAACAUGUCUUAAUAGACCUUACAGAGGUGUUUUAAGAAAGGAAGACGUGAGAGCAACCGAAAAGGAUCGCGUUGAAAUGUAUAAAUGCUUUCGACCUGGAGAUGUAAUUCUUGCAAGAGUGCUUCCUUUAGUAGAACUCAACACUUACUAUUUGACGACUGCAGAAAAUGCCCUUGGUGUGGCUGUAGCAAUGUCUACUAGAAGUUCGGAACCAAUACCAAUGGUUCCAGUAGGAUGGACCGAAAUGCAGUGUCCUAUGACAUUGGUCAAAGAACCUCGAAAAGUAGCAAAAAUUGUUCCAGAAAGUGCUCCUGAUUAUGAUCGAUAGUAUAAUACAUUAUUUAUUCAUAAAGGAUAAAAAUAAACUCAUUUUAUAUACAUAAAGUAAAGUCCAUGUAAACAAUCACCCUCAUUCUUGUUUACGGUCAUAUGCAAUACGUUCGAAAGUAUGUAUAAUUCGUAUUACCGUUUACGUUCGAAUCAAUUACACUUACAAACAUAGUACAUGCAUAAGAACAACGCCAUCAUCUGUGCUGUUAGAGUCUUAAGUUGUAAUCAAAAAUGUUUGAUAUCAUUUUUUAUUUGACUUGUUUUUUUUUGCUGAUACAUCAUGCUUGUUUACGUUCGUAUCGAAUGUUCGCCGAACACAUACCUUCAAACGAAUGUGAACAAGCCUUUCUUGUUUUCUCUCGAAUGUUUACGCACGCGAUCCCUGUAUAAUAGAUAAUAGAAGGCGUUGUAGAUAGUUUUUUUUAAAAGAUUCCAAGCAUCAAAGAAGUGAUGAAUGCUACAGAAUGAAUAAAUGUCGUACUCAAGAUAAAUUUUAUUCAAGUCGGUAAAUAAAAUUUUGAAAUUAAA
Malaya genurostris is the source of this 1253-nucleotide messenger RNA. It is a transcript of the gene Csl4, whose product is annotated as exosome complex component CSL4. Gene Ontology annotation, cellular component: nuclear exosome (RNase complex); cytoplasm. Lineage: Eukaryota; Metazoa; Arthropoda; Insecta; Diptera; Culicidae. The transcript has 4 exons. Gene Ontology annotation, biological process: RNA processing. The record is from RefSeq and is a predicted model, not a curated record. Gene Ontology annotation, molecular function: RNA binding. The coding region runs from base 103 to 723 and encodes 206 amino acids.